AUGUGGACCCUGCAGUGGUUCAUGAACCAGCUCCAGCUUCUCUUGGCCACAGCACAGGAGCCCCUGGAAAACAGUGACACAGACAAUUGCCCACAGAUGAGAGCCUUUUUCGAAGUUCAAGUUUCUAGAGGAAAAGUUCCAGCAGACCGCCCAGAAGGGAGAUGUGGCUGGGGCUUCACCAGCCUCACUAGGUCUGACAUUUUCAAUUUUCAGAGUCUGUUGAGUGUAAUCUUGCUGCUUCUAUGUACCUGUGCUUAUAGCCGAUCCUUGGCACUCAGCCUCCUGGACAGAAAUAAAACUGGGCUGUUGGGUAUAUUUUGGAAGUGUGUCAGAAUUGGUGAAUGGAACAGUCCUUAUGUUGUGGUAUGCUGUAUUGUGGUGGCCUUCAGCAUCCUCUUCAUACAGUAG
This is a messenger RNA of Physeter macrocephalus (sperm whale), 408 nucleotides long. Its product is annotated as protein kish-A-like. NCBI's taxonomy places the organism in Eukaryota, Metazoa, Chordata, Mammalia, Artiodactyla, Physeteridae. The record is from RefSeq and is a predicted model, not a curated record. Gene Ontology annotation, biological process: intracellular transport; protein secretion. The coding region runs from base 1 to 408 and encodes 135 amino acids. The transcript is spliced from 2 exons.